AUGAAGACGAGGAGUGGGCGAGAGCAGAGAGGUGUCAGAGUCCAGGAGGAGAAAGCUCCUUCCAGGAAACAAACAGGAAGAAAGAGGUACAUAUAUUGCCGCUGUCAGCAUUGCGACAAAGCUGUCACUUCAGAUAGAGAUCUAAAACGUCACCUACUCAUUCACACUGGAGAGAAGCCGCACAGAUGUGACCAAUGUGGGAAAACAUUUACUCAAGACAUUAAUCUAAAAGUGCACCGGCGCAUUCACACUGGAGAGAAGCCAUUCAGCUGUGACCAGUGUGGGAAAACUUUCACUACAAGCAGUAAUCUAAAAAAGCACCAACACAUUCAUACUGGAGAGAAGCCGUACAGCUGUGAUCAAUGUGGGAAAGCUUUCGCUCAAGACAGUAAUCUAAAACGACACUGCUGCAUUCACGCUGGAGAGAAUCCGUACAGGUGUGAUCAAUGUGGGGUAAUUUCCGCACAUGAAAAUGAUCUAAAACGACACCACCGCAUUCACACUGGAGAGAAGCCAUUCAGCUGUGACCUAUGUGGGAGAACUUUCGCUCAAUACAGUCAGCUAAAAAGCCACAGACGCAUUCACACUGGAGACAGGCUGUACAGCUGUGAGCACUGUGGGGAGGCUUUCACUCAAGACGUUACUCUAAAAAGACACCAACUCACUCACACCAGAGAGAAGCCGUACAGGUGUGAGCAGUGUGGGACAACUUUCACUCAAGACGGUUCUUUAAAAAGACACCAACGUAUUCAUACUGGAGAGAAGCCGUACAGGUGUGAGCAGUGUGGGAAAACUUUCACUCAAGACGGUUCUCUAAAAAGACACCAACGCAUUCACACUGGAGAGAAGCCGUACAGGUGUAAGCUCUGUGGGAAAAGUUUUGGUCAAAACGGCGAUCUUAAAGUCCACCAACGCAUUCACACUGGAGAGAAGCCUUACAGCUGUGAGCACUGUGGAAGAACUUUUGCUACAAACAGUCAUCUAAUAAUGCACAGACGCAUUCACACUGGAGAGAAGCCGUACAAGUGUGAGCAAUGUGGGAAAACUUUCGCCAAAGUCGGUAAUCUAAAAAUCCACCAACGCUUUCAUACUGGAGAAAAGCCGUACAGCUGUGAGCAAUGUGGGAAAACUUUCACUCGUGACAGUACUCUAACAAACCACAGAAGCAUUCACACUGGAAAUAAGCCUUACUGGUGUGGGCAAUGUAGGAAAUUUUUCGCCAAUGCCAGUACUCUUAAAAACCACCAACGCAUUCACACUGGAGAGAAGCCGUACAGGUGUGCGCGGUGUGGGAAAAGGUUCACUCAUUCCAAUUCACUAAAAUACCACCAACGCAGUCACUGAACAUAAUACUGAACAUGUUUUAUAGACUGUUUAGCAGUGUCCCCCUGCCUUCUCUCCACACCUGUAAUAACAGUGUUGUUCCAUCCUGAGCUUCUCCACAAACUGAGAGCUACCAACUGUUAUUUUAGAAUCAGCAUAUAUGCCAUUAGCUGCCCACGUGACCAAAUUUAUUGAAUGUUAUUUUGAGGCAAUUGAAACAUCUGGGUGGGGUUGUUGCA
Molecule: messenger RNA, 1562 nt
Organism: Scomber japonicus (chub mackerel)
Lineage: Eukaryota; Metazoa; Chordata; Actinopteri; Scombriformes; Scombridae
Product: zinc finger protein 665-like
Exons: 2
Coding region: 1-1344 (447 amino acids)
Biological process (GO): regulation of transcription by RNA polymerase II
Molecular function (GO): DNA-binding transcription factor activity, RNA polymerase II-specific; RNA polymerase II cis-regulatory region sequence-specific DNA binding
Source: RefSeq, a predicted model, not a curated record